This is a messenger RNA of Oncorhynchus keta (chum salmon), 2541 nucleotides long. RefSeq names its product zinc finger protein GLIS2-like. Gene Ontology annotation, molecular function: RNA polymerase II cis-regulatory region sequence-specific DNA binding; DNA-binding transcription factor activity, RNA polymerase II-specific. Gene Ontology annotation, biological process: smoothened signaling pathway; regulation of transcription by RNA polymerase II. Gene Ontology annotation, cellular component: nucleus. The record is from RefSeq and is a predicted model, not a curated record. Lineage: Eukaryota; Metazoa; Chordata; Actinopteri; Salmoniformes; Salmonidae.
AGAGAGAGAGAGAGAGAGAGAGAGAGAGAGAGAGAGAGAGAAUGGAAAAAUAGAAAUAGCAAACUAUCCAGGGAAGGAGGAAGGGGGAGGGUGUUGAGAAAAAUUAAAGACAGGAGGAGAGAGGGCAGAGAAAAUUAGAGAAAACAAUUGUGAGAAAGGGAAAGGAAAGUCAGAAAGAGGGGGAGAGAUAGACUGAGAGAGAGGCCCAGUGGAGGCUGAGGGGAAACUGAGGUUUCCUAUCUGAGGAGGUGGCUGGCUGAGAAGAAAAACAUCUCUCAACUCAGAGUGUGUGUGUGCAUGUCAUUGUUGAGUGAUGGGACAGGGGAGGAGGGGGUAUGUUGAGGUUGUGGUUUGGGUGUGUAUGUGUCAGGGAGGAGGGGACAGUCAGAACUCCUGCCCCGAAAGAAGGAUGGAGAAGGGGGGGAGAGAAGGUGAGAGGAAGCGAGAGGGAGAGAGAAGUGGAAGAGUGAGACACUAAAAGAAAAGGUCAGAAAGGAGAAGUCCGUCGUAUGGGUUCAAUAGUGGAAGGCAAAUUGUAGCCUGGCGACAGAUUUAUUUGGUCAUUCUCUGUUUAGCGUGACAAUAACCAUAGGAGUUGCUAAAACAGUACAGGCUAGAAUUUGCUCAGGUUAGUGGCCAAGAUAUACCUUUUGUAUGUUUACUAAAGAUAUCUACUGCAUCCUGUUCUAGGUGUACAGCCUGACUAAACCAGACUCAUCAUAGUUGAGCACAGCCAGCAGUGACUGAGAGACCCAUGAGGCGGUGCACAGCGGGCCCAGCGUCGUCUGGGUUACGGGAGGGUCUGGACACAGCUCCACUGCAAAGUGACUUGCUUGAGGUGGGAGAUCCGUGGGCUGCAGCCAUGCUGUCCCUGGACGAGCCAUUGGACCUAAUGCUCCCCCGGGGGUGUGUCAACGGGCGGGACAGGGGUGCACGGCCACCCCCCACCCUCACGCUCUCUCCGAUACCCUUCAAGCGCUCCCGGCAGCUCCGCAUGGCUGAUGAUGGCACAGCCGUCAUAGUGCCCGCCUCCCCGGCCUCGCCACACACAGGUGUGUUGGUGGUCUCCCGGGAGAGGCCAGAGACACCCCCCACCCCGCCAGCCGUGGACCUCAGUACGUCCCCCUCCUCCCGCCACACCUCCAGCUCCCCAGAGAUGACCAACGGAAACGGGGUCUCCCACCACAUCAUUGCAGGGGACUCAGCUCACAUCCAUUAUGUGGAGAGCAGAGCCUCCUCGCAGGCCUUCCAGUUCUUCGUGCCGAUUGGUGCUGGGGCCGGACUCCACCUGCCGUCAUCCAUGUUCAUUGGCCAGCCCAACGACAAGCGGGCCUCUCCCGAUCUCUCAGCAGACGAACAGCUGGCCUGUCGCUGGAGGAAGUGCCAUCUUCUCUUUGAGUCCCUGCAAGACCUUGUGGACCACGUCAACGACUUCCACGUCAAACCUGAAAAGGAUUCUGGGUACUGCUGCCACUGGGACGGCUGCGCUCGCAGAGGGCGGGGCUUCAACGCUAGGUACAAGAUGCUUAUCCAUAUCCGUACACACACCAAUGAGAAGCCUCACCGCUGCCCCACCUGCAACAAGAGCUUCUCUCGCCUGGAGAACCUCAAGAUACACAACCACUCACACACAGGUGAGAAGCCCUACAUCUGUCCAUACGAGGGCUGCAGCAAGCGCUACUCCAACUCCAGCGACCGCUUCAAGCACACGCGUACCCACUACGUGGACAAGCCCUACUACUGCAAGAUGGCCGGCUGCCUGAAGCGAUACACAGACCCUAGCUCUCUCCGUAAGCACAUCAAGGCCCACGGCCACUCUGUAGCCCAGGAGCAAGGCUGUCCGGGUGGGCUGAGCUCCCUGCUCAAGGUGGGUCCCCUGGGGGUGGGGAUGGGUGGAAGAGGGGGUAAUCUGGGGGAGUCGGAGCUGAGCUACAUCAGUGGGGCCCAUAUCAUCAUCCCCAGCGCCGCUGCCGCUCUCCUGGGGGGCCACGCUCUGCAGGGCCUGGCGGGCUCCAUGCCUCUAUCCCCCCUCGCCCCCCGGCCCCUGGACCUGAGCACGCUGGGGGGGUGCCCCAGCUCCCCUUGCAACACCUCCAUCCUGUCUUUCAAUGGUUCUCCUCUGAGCCUGGCCACCAAGUCGUCCCUGGGGCUCUCCCCGGCCUUCCCCUCCUCAGCCCUGGGGCUGGGGCCCACCAUGGUGCCCGUGUCCCUAGGAGGAUCCAUGGGGUCGUCUGCCUCAGAGCGCAGGGCCCACCACCACGGGUGUCACCACAAGGGGAAAAUUGGGGGUGGGGGGGAGGAGGGGAAGAACAAGCUUCAUCGUGGGGGGGUGCUGAACCUCUCCACGGGGGCCUCCCACGACCCCCUGUCCUGGGUGGUCAUCCCCUCCGGCACGGUUGUGCUUAAGCCAGCUGUGGUCAACUAACACACACACACACACACACACACACACACACACACACACACACACACACACACACACACACACACACACACACACACACACACACACACACACACACACACACACACACACACACA